GUCAAUUCUUCAACGAAUCCCCAUAGAUCAGCGAAGAUCAUUCUCCAUUUCUCUAGAUGGAAGCGGAACCCAUACCAAACGGAACCGCCGCGGCAACAACCACCGCAACCGUCACUACCACGGCCUCAGCCCCCGCCAACACUGUACCUGCCUCCAAACUAAGCCAACUGACGGAAUCGCUAAAGUUAGAGCACCAGCUGGUUCGCGUCCCCUUCGAGCACUACAAGAAAACGAUCCGAGCUAAUCACCGUGCCGUCGAGAAGGAGGUGUCUGCUGUAAUUUCCGGCGUUGCUGAUGUCGCCGACUCUGCUGACCUCUCUAAGGACGAUGCCGUUUCCCAUCUCAGUUCCCUUGUUUCCCGAUUGCAAGGCCUCAAACGCAAGCUGGAAGAGGGAAGCCGAACAGAGAACUUGCAAGCACAGAGGUGUCGAGCUAGGUUGGACCACUUAGAAUCAGUUGAUGCAGAUAACCUUUCAGAGUGGAAUAACAUUCGUGUGAAGCGCAUACUUGUGGACUACAUGUUGCGUAUGUCAUAUUAUAAUACUGCAGUGAAGCUGUCAGAAAGCAGCAACAUACAGGAUCUUGUUGACAUUGAUGUUUUCCAAGAAGCAAAGAAAGUAAUUGAUGCUCUUAGGAAUAAGGAGGUAGCUCCUGCCCUUGCCUGGUGUGCUGAGAACAAAUCUAGGUUGAAGAAGUCCAAGAGCAAAUUUGAGUUCCAGUUGAGACUUCAAGAGUUUAUAGAGUUAGUAAGAGCUGAAAACAAUUUGCAUGCUAUUUCAUAUGCUCGGAAACACCUUGCACCAUGGGGAGCAACUCAUAUGAAGGAAUUGCAGCGAGUCAUGGCUACAUUGGCAUUUAAAAGUAACACUGAAUGUACAAAGUACAAGGUUUUAUUUGAGCCCAAGCAGUGGGACUUCCUGGUGGAUCAAUUUAAACAGGAGUUCUGCAGGCUAUAUGGCAUGACCUUGGAGCCAUUGCUAAAUAUUUAUCUACAAGCAGGCUUGUCUGCUUUGAAAACUCCAUACUGUUAUGAAGCUGAUUGCACAAAGGAGGAUCCACUGUCACAGGAGAGCUUCCGAAAAUUGGCAUCACCUUUACCAUUCUCCAAGCAGCAUCACUCAAAACUUGUUUGCUAUAUAACUAAAGAGCUGAUGGAUACAGAGAACCCACCUCAAGUCUUACCUAAUGGCUAUGUCUACAGCCUAAAGGCUCUCGAGGAAAUGGCAAAAAAAAACAGUGGUAAAAUUACCUGUCCAAGAACAGGUGAAGUUUUUAAUUACUCAGAGGUAGUCAAGGCAUACAUAUCAUAAAUCUUCAUGCGCAGAGAGGGAAAAAAUUUCUUCGGGCUGAUGUUGCCAGAUAUCCUGCAUGAAUAGCAAAUUCCAUCCUCUCAAUAAAUGUUAAGGCAGAAUCAUGUAAGAACUCAGUGGUUAAUUUCUUUUAUAUUUGGUAGUAGCGUUUCAUGUACAUAUAUGCAAAAACAGUUCUGUGAUUUAUUGUUGAAACCUUACAAGUUGAAUGUUUAAUUUGGCAAGCAAGAAUAAACUGCUUGCCUUGUUAGGCAAUUGAAUAAAUUUGAUUUCCUCGU
Molecule: messenger RNA, 1588 nt
Organism: Rubroshorea leprosula
Lineage: Eukaryota; Viridiplantae; Streptophyta; Magnoliopsida; Malvales; Dipterocarpaceae
Source: the annotation of a GenBank genome assembly